Molecule: messenger RNA, 306 nt
Organism: Drosophila erecta
Lineage: Eukaryota; Metazoa; Arthropoda; Insecta; Diptera; Drosophilidae
Exons: 2
Coding region: 1-237 (78 amino acids)
Source: RefSeq, a predicted model, not a curated record
AUGAAGGGCCCGAGUUCAAUUGUGCUUUUGCUGCUGCUGAUUUCGACUCAAUUUUAUUCACCAGCUGAUGGAUAUAGCCAUCGACACCCGGGAUUUGCCCAACGCUUGCAGAUUAAGCCAGGCUGCUUGCAGGUGCCUCAGAUAUACACCGAAGCUCCAACUCCUACGCCGUCCAUUAUCUUCUCCUCGUUGGAAGAGGUGGGAAUAGAGGGCAUCAGGAGAAUAGAAGCAGAUUAAACAUCUUCCAGAGUAAAUUCCCCUUGAGUGAGAUGCUUCCCCCUUCGACGAGAAACGCCGCAGAGGAUG